AAAUAUUUAACCAGAAAUUUAGAAUUUUAAAAUUAUUGACCCAAUUUUUCUCAAUAAUUUCUCUGUGUGUAUUCGGAGAAAAUAAAUCGCCAUUUGAACGCAAAUGACAAACAUUUAAGGGUUCCUCGCUAUUUAGUUAUAUUUCCCCAUUCGCACAUCGAGCGUCGCUUGCAACAUGGAUUAUUUUAAAGUUUUCGAAAUUGUGUUUCACUCGGAAAUCAAUCCCUUCCUGCUGAUUCCCUUCGUUGCAAUGAUUGCACUUACGUUGUGUUGCUAUUGCUAUCAUUGCUAUCAGUGCAUCCGCGAUCGUCGAAGAGCUCGCAUCGAGGAGCAGAAAGCACAGUUGCCACUGCCACUGAGUCGCAUGUCCAUCACGCCCGGUUGCUCCAUGGUGGCCAGCACGAGGCUAACGCACAGCCGGAAUAGCGUUGACAUCUAUUAAAACUAAGUCUGUUUAAAAAUCAUAC
Molecule: messenger RNA, 467 nt
Organism: Drosophila simulans
Lineage: Eukaryota; Metazoa; Arthropoda; Insecta; Diptera; Drosophilidae
Product: hemotin
Exons: 1
Coding region: 176-442 (88 amino acids)
Source: RefSeq, a predicted model, not a curated record